Mobula hypostoma (lesser devil ray) is the source of this 3500-nucleotide messenger RNA. RefSeq names its product polymerase (RNA) III (DNA directed) polypeptide G (gene polr3g). The record is from RefSeq and is a predicted model, not a curated record. The transcript has 7 exons. Lineage: Eukaryota; Metazoa; Chordata; Chondrichthyes; Myliobatiformes; Myliobatidae. Bases 185 to 841 code for a protein of 218 amino acids. Gene Ontology annotation, biological process: transcription by RNA polymerase III. Gene Ontology annotation, cellular component: RNA polymerase III complex.
UGGAUGCGGAUGCGGGAGCGGGUUAACGGUGCCGGCGCUGCCCCGAGCGGAAAGGUGUACUUGUGAUCAAGGCGCGGUCGGUCCGGUGCCUGAGCUCCCGCAGUCCUGGGACGGGAGGCAGGAACCGGGAGCUGGUGGAAAGCGGCGGCGUCGCGGGGAGGGUGUCAGCAUCGCUCCCGGGGUGAUGUCUGAGAGAGGACGCGGCCGGGGCAGAGCACAGUUCACCUUUAACAUCGAAGCCAUCGGCUUCUCCAGAGGCGAAUCCUUGCCUGAUACUGGAUGCCAGCCGCUCCCUUUAUUUCCGCCCACAGAAUUUAAGCCUGUCCCCUUGAAUACAGGGGAAGAUGUGAACUAUAUCCUAGCCUUGAAGCAGGAGUUAAGGGGAGCCUGCAAGAAGCUGCCUUACUACAUUGAAGCUGCUAUUGAAAAAAAAGAUAUUGAAAGGUAUGCUCAAAAGUAUACAGAAAAGAAUGGCACCAAGAAAUGGACACCAGAUUGGAGAAGACUUCCAAGGGAGCUAAAGCCAAGAAUUAAAAUGUCAAAAAAAGCAAGAAUUGACACAAAUGUACCCACAGAGUCCAAAAUGAAGAGUCCAGAGGUUGUGGUUGACAAAUCUAAUGAGGAUGUAAUCCAAAAACUUCAGGAUCUAGAGAAGAAAGACACUGAAAAUAAAUCUGAUGAAGAAACUGAAGAGAAGGAGAAAGAAGAAGAUGAGAAUGCUGAGGAUGAAGAGUACAAUGAGGAGGAAUUUGAAGAGGAAAAUGAUUAUAUUGCAUCAUACUUUGAAGAUGGAGAUGACUAUGCAGCUAGCGACGAUAAUAUGGACGAAGCUACAUACUAGCAGUGCCUGGCAUUCCAUGUAUAUUAAACACUGUGAAAUGAUUCAGUGAUAUUGUUACAAUUAUUUUAACUUUCCUUAGGUCACUUGUUUUGCACUUGUAAAGAAAUCAAAUAAAAAAAAAUUCUUGUUUACAGUGAAGAUAACAGAGUCAUAAAGGAGCUAAAAUGGGUAGUUGCACAUCAGACGUUCAUUGGAUAGUAAUAGAUCUUGGAUUUUGCACUAAUAUUAUAAACCAUUAUAUAAUUACGCACAUAUUUUGAGGAGAAUCAUGUUGCCAAAGUUAUGUUGCAAAAAUAUUUCAGGGCACCAGGGGUUAGUGCAGCAUUAUUAUAGCUCAGCAUUGGAGUUUGGAGUUCAAUUAGGGUAGCACACUAGUGAGUGGUUCGCACGACGUUUUACUGUACAGCAAACCCAGGUUCAGUUCCCGCCACUGCCUGUAAGGAGUUUGUAUGUUCUCCCAUUCACUGUGUAAGUUUGCUCUGGGUGCGCUAGUUUCUUCCCACAGUCCAAAGAUGUAUGGGUUGGUAGGUUAAUUGGUCAUUGUAAAUUGUUGUGUGGUUAGGUGAGGUUUAAAUCGGAAGAUUUCUGGGCAGUGUGGCUCGGAGGUCCAGAAAGGCCUAUUCCACACUGCACAUCCAUCAAUAAAUUAAUUAAAUAAACAAUUCCAGUGUACUCCGUAAGAAAGCUUGUGCGUUCUUCCCAUGUGCGCAUGAGUUUCCUCCAGGUGCUCCAGUUUCCUCCCGCAUUCCAAAGACGUACCAGUUAGCAGGUUAAUUGGUCAUUGUAAAUUGUCCCGUGAUUAGAGGCUUAGGUGAACUUGAGGGUUGCUGGGCGGCACAAAUCAUUGGGCUGGAGGUGAUACAUCUGUGAUGUAUCUCUCCGGUCAAUAAAUAGAAACAGGCUAAAGAUCCGAAUGUGUAAGCUGGAAGUUAACAGGCUUGGGUGGCAUUUUUAUGAACUAUUUUUAAAGCAGGCCUUGGUAAUUAUGAAAUUAAGACCAUUUCAAUGGAUGUACACUAUCUUGGUGCUAAAGCAUAUCUGGUUUCUUUACCGUUUCUGAUUUCUUUGGCAUGAAUAAUGCUCAAAGCAAAAAGUUUGAAUAAAAACAGGAAAUUCUGGAAAUUUGCAACAAGCUGGUCGGUAUCCAUGGAGAAAGAAACAGUUAGCAUUUUGGUGUAACGAACUUCACGUUUGAGUAAGACUGAUUAAUCUUGACUCAAGCUUUGAGUGUUUCUGCUAGUCACAAGAGUUGAAAACCAUUAUCAAAUGGAUUAUUAUAAAGAAAUGAAAUCAUGUUUACAGAGCCUACUGCCUUCAUUGCCUGUGUGUGUAACCUACCUCUUAAAUUAUUGCUGCACACGUGGGACUUCGGGUAAUUCACAUCUCCAACUUCACAUCACAUUUUCUGUGCAAUUGUUUACAUAUUGCAUUAGAAAAAAUAUCUUAAAAUAUUUUUCAAGAAAAAAGCAGUCCACUUCUUUCAGUAUGAUAAUUCCUUAUUCUCUAAGAUUUGGCAAUUUUGUAAGAAACCCAAUGUUAAUCCAUACUCGGUGGCCACUUCAAGGUUUGACGUGCUGUACAUUCAGCGAUGCUCUUUUGCACACCACUGUUGUAACAUGGGGUUAUUUGAGUUAUUGUUGCAUUUCUGUCAGUUUGAACCAGUCUGGCCAUUCUCCUCUGACCCCUCUCAUUAACGUGAUGUAUUUGCACACAGACCCUCCCACUCAUUGGAUGUUUUUUUUUGGGGGGAGGGGGUUUGCACCACUCUCUAUAAACUGUUGAGACUGUUGUAUGUGAAAAUCCUAGGAGAUCAUCAGUUCCUGAGAUUCUCAAACCACCACAUCUGGUACAAUCAUUCCACGGUCAAAGUCAAUUAGAUUACGUUUCUGAGCAGAUAUACCUAAUAGUAGCCACUGAAUGUAUGUUGUGAACAGGAACAUGGGAGAGUAUUGUACUGUCAAACAGCUGAACACCAAAUAUUCAUGCAAACAUAUAAAUUCAGAUUAUAGGCCACUCAACCCAUUAUCUUGUUAAGUCUAUAUAACAUCAUGGCAAAAUCUGAUCGUAACCUGAUCUAGGAUACUGCUGGUGCUGGUGACCUUUCACUUCUUUCCUGUCAAGUACCUCUAUACCUCAGUCUUAAAAUGUUUAUACCCAAGCCCUUUGAGGAAGAAGGCUACAAAGACUGCAAUGGCCUGAGAAAUAAAUUUUCACCUCAUCUCUCUGCGACUAGAAUGAACGGUGUGUUAGUACAGUAGUUAGAGCAAAACAAUUUACAGCACCGGUGAUCACCAGUUUGUUUCCCACUGCUGUCUGAAAGAAGUUUAUAUGUUCUCCCUGUCACCAUGAGGGUUUCCUCACUCAUUCCAAAGUCGUACGGGUUAGAGGUAGUAAACUCUGGGUAUGUUGUGUUCACACUUGUGAGCUGCCCCCAGCACAUCCUCAGACUGUGUUGGUUGUUGAUGCAAAUGGUGCAUUUCACUGUAUGUUUCAAUAUUUAAUUUACAUGUGAUCAAGUAAAGCUAAUCUUUCUUUUAACUGCACCUUAACUUGGCUCCAAACCUCAGGCAAUUACAACCGUGGCUGCUUUGUUUUAGUCCGUUCAGUGAAUUACCAUAUUGUGGUCAUCAGAAUGGAGCCAUGUACUCCAAAGUGACCU